Messenger RNA from Tetrahymena thermophila SB210, 429 nucleotides. RefSeq names its product transmembrane protein, putative. NCBI's taxonomy places the organism in Eukaryota, Ciliophora, Oligohymenophorea, Hymenostomatida, Tetrahymenidae. The transcript has a single exon. The record is from RefSeq and is a predicted model, not a curated record.
AUGAAAUAAAUGCAAAAAAAAAUAAUUCUUUGUCAUUUUCUUCUAGUACUUACAAGUGCUUUAGAUUGUAGUAAUAUCAAUGGCAGCUGGAAUGGGUUUAUAACUUUUGAAGUGUUAAAUCCUGUUGAGUAGAUAUGCAACUUUUAUUCUAAGUUUACAUUUCCAACUGAUAUCAAUGUGCAAGGAAGUAAUAUUCUUAUAUCAGGAACUGUUAAGGAUAAGCAAACACAAGUAGAUGAACUUUUGCCAUGUAUUAACUAAUAUAUGUAGGGAGUUCUCAAAACUUUUUUUGGUACAUGCUAAAAUAACAUUUUGAAUCUCAAUUCUUAUGGUUCUCCAUAUUCUGGUAUUAUACUUGGAAAUCAAAUUAUAAUUACAGGCGCAAUGGCACAAACAGGAGUAGGAUUAACAAUAAUUUUAAAAAAAUGA